Messenger RNA from Budorcas taxicolor (takin), 1500 nucleotides. RefSeq names its product POU class 3 homeobox 3 (gene POU3F3). Gene Ontology annotation, biological process: brain development; regulation of transcription by RNA polymerase II. Gene Ontology annotation, cellular component: nucleus. Gene Ontology annotation, molecular function: RNA polymerase II cis-regulatory region sequence-specific DNA binding; DNA-binding transcription factor activity, RNA polymerase II-specific. The record is from RefSeq and is a predicted model, not a curated record. The coding region runs from base 1 to 1500 and encodes 499 amino acids. NCBI's taxonomy places the organism in Eukaryota, Metazoa, Chordata, Mammalia, Artiodactyla, Bovidae. The transcript has a single exon.
AUGGCCACGGCGGCUUCUAACCCCUACCUGCCGGGGAACAGCUUGCUAGCGGCCGGCUCCAUCGUCCACUCGGACGCGGCGGGGGCCGGCGGCGGCGGGGGCGGCGGGGCAGGAGGCGGGGGCGGCGGGGCUGGGGGCGGCGGGGGCGGCAUGCAGCCGGGCAGCGCGGCUGUGACCUCGGGCGCCUACCGAGGGGACCCGGCCUCCGUCAAGAUGGUGCAGAGCGACUUCAUGCAGGGGGCCAUGGCCGCCAGCAACGGCGGCCAUAUGCUGAGCCACGCGCACCAGUGGGUCACCGCGCUGCCCCACGCCGCCGCCGCCGCCGCCGCCGCCGCCGCCGCCGCCGUGGAGGCCAGCUCGCCGUGGUCUGGCAGCGCCGUGGGCAUGGCCGGCAGCCCCCAGCAGCCGCCGCCGCCGCCGCCGCAGGGCCCCGACGUGAAGGGCGGCACGGGGCGCGAGGACCUGCACGCGGGCACCGCCCUGCACCACCGCGGGCCGCCGCACCUCGGGCCGCCGCCGCCGCCGCCGCACCAGGGCCACCCCGGGGGCUGGGGGGCCGCCGCCGCCGCCGCCGCCGCUGCCGCCGCCGCCGCCGCCGCUGCGCAUCUCCCGUCCAUGGCCGGCGGCCAGCAGCCGCCGCCGCAGAGUCUGCUCUACUCGCAGCCCGGGGGCUUCACGGUGAACGGCAUGCUGAGCGCGCCCCCGGGCCCGGGGGGCGGCGGCGGCGCGGGCGGCGCGGGGGGCGGCGGCGCGCAGAGCCUGGUGCACCCGGGGCUGGUGCGCGGGGACACGCCCGAGUUGGCCGAGCACCAUCACCACCACCACCACCACGCGCACCCGCACCCGCCGCACCCGCACCACGCGCAAGGGCCCCCCCACCACGGCGGCGGCGGCGGCGCGGGGCCCGGACUCAACAGCCACGACCCGCACUCGGACGAGGACACGCCGACGUCCGACGACCUGGAGCAGUUCGCCAAGCAGUUCAAGCAGCGGCGCAUCAAGCUGGGCUUCACGCAGGCCGACGUGGGGCUGGCACUGGGCACCCUGUACGGCAACGUGUUCUCGCAGACUACCAUCUGCCGCUUCGAGGCCCUGCAGCUGAGCUUCAAGAACAUGUGCAAGCUCAAACCGUUGCUCAACAAGUGGCUGGAGGAGGCGGACUCGAGCACCGGCAGCCCCACGAGCAUCGACAAGAUCGCGGCGCAGGGCCGCAAGCGCAAGAAGCGGACCUCCAUCGAGGUGAGCGUCAAGGGCGCGCUGGAGAGCCACUUCCUCAAAUGCCCCAAGCCCUCCGCGCAGGAGAUCACAAACCUGGCCGACAGCCUGCAGCUCGAGAAGGAGGUGGUGCGGGUGUGGUUCUGCAACCGGAGGCAGAAGGAGAAGCGCAUGACGCCGCCCGGGAUCCAGCAGCAGACGCCCGACGACGUGUACUCGCAGGUGGGCCCGGUGAGCGCCGACACGCCGCCGCCGCACCACGGGCUGCAGACAAGCGUGCAGUGA